GAGAGAGAGAGAGAGAGAGAGAGAGAUCAGUUAGAAGUGAAAGUGAAAGUCAGCAGGUUGUUUUAGUGAAGAGUAAAAACAGGAAGUUCUUUGUGGAAUAAAAUCACAGAUCCAGUUAUGUUUAUAAUAUAAAACAUUUGACUUUUUGUUAUAAUGUCUCGGGAGUGUGAGAAACUCCAGACCUCUGAAAUGAGUCUACAAGAGGAGAAGCACAAGAGUGGUUUUGAGAAAAGGCCAGACUUCCCUGUGUCCAGCUGUGUGUCUCUCAAGAGUGACCAUUCAAUGGGAAUCCCUCUCAACUUUACAGGUGGAACAUCCUCUAUGGAAAGUGGAUCCGACAAAAGGCCAGACUUCCCUGUGUCCAGCUGUGUGUCUCUCAAGAGUGAGAAAUCAAUGGGAAUCCCUCUUACCUUUACAGGUGGAACAUCCUCUAUGGAAAGUGGAUCUGAGAAAAGGCCAGACCCUCCUGUGCCCAGCUAUGCGUCUCUCAAACGGCACAAAUCAAUGUCAGUCCCUCCCAACUUUACAGGUGGAACAUCCUCUAAGGAAAGAGACGACCCUGAGAAAGCAUUUGUAGGAAGUCUCACAUUAGAUAAGAAGAUUCCAGACUUCCUUCACAACAUCUUUACAGAUCUGGAGAAUAAAAUGAUUGUAUUUAUAAAACAUGAGCUGGAGAUGUUUAAGAAACUCCUAAAAAAACAAAAUACAAAAUAUUAUAAAGAUGUGAGGGAUGAUCUGUGGAGUGUUAAAGAAGCAGCUCUUGAUAUGGCAUUGUACUUUCUGAAGUUGAUGGAACACAAUGACCUCGCUGAUGCACUCCAAGAUGCACUAAUAGAAGUUCAGCAGCGUGCACUCAAAUCAAACCUGCAUAAGAAAUACAAUCAUGUGUGUGAAGGAAUUGCAAAGCAAGGAGAGUCCAACAUUCUCAACAAGAUCUACACAGAUCUGUACAUCACUGAAGGUGGAGUUCAACAAAUGAAUGAACAACAUGAAGUGAGACAAAUUGAAAAGCAAAAAACUAGUGUUAAAGUUGAAGAAACCCAAAUGGAGCAAGAGGAACAAAUUGAAUGCAAGAACAUGUUCACACCAUCACCUGGAGAAGAAAAACCCAUCAGAACUGUGGUGACACAGGGGAUCGCUGGUAUCGGAAAAUCCAUCUGUGUGCAGAAGUUUGUUCUAGACUGGGCUGAAGGGAAAGAAUAUCAGGACAUCAAGUUCAUAUUUCCACUGCCUUUCAGAGAACUGAACCUGAAAGAAAAGGAAAAAUGCAGCUUGAGGGACGUCAUCUAUCAAUUUUUUCCAGAAACAAAACGAAUGAGAUUCACAGACAGGUAUAAAGUCAUGUUCAUCUUUGAUGGCCUGGAUGAGUGUCGACUUCUUCUAACAUUCCAUAAAAACCAGAAAUUGACUGAUGUAACAGAAAAAGCCUCACUGGACACUAUAAUGACAAACCUCAUUGAAGGAAAUCUGCUUCCAUCUGCUCUCAUCUGGAUAACCACUCGACCAGCAGCAGCUGCUAAGAUCCCUGCUGAACAUGUGGACCGGGUCACAGAGGUGCGUGGCUUCAAUGAUGUACAAAAGGUGGAGUACUUCAGGAAGAAAAUCAGUGAUGAGAGUCUGGCCAACAGAAUCAUUGGUCAUAUUAAAGGAUCAAGAAGCCUCUUCAUCAUGUGUCAUAUUCCAGUCUUCUGCUGGAUUUCAGCCACUGUACUUGAGAGGAUUUUGGGAAGAUCAGACAGUGAAGACAUUCCACAGACUCUGACGGAGAUGUACACAUGUUUUCUGAUCUUUCAGACCGUACAGGGGGACAAGAAAUACAAUAGAAAUAAUGCCUCAGACACUCCAUGGGAUAAAGAGGGAAUUCUUUCAUUGGGAAAGCUUGCCUUUAGUCACCUAGAAAAAAACAACCUGAUUUUCUAUGCAGAAGAUCUAAAAGCCUGUGGAAUUGACCCCAGUAACCUAGCAGUGUACUCAGGAGUGUGCACUCAGGAGACUGGCAGAUUUCUAGGCACAGUUUUCAGCUUUGUGCAUCUCAGCAUUCAGGAGUUCAUUGCUGCUUUGUUUACAUAUACAUGUGUCCGAAAUGAAAACAAGAAUGUUUUUGAUCAAUCAGAAGAGAGAAAAGAAACACAACUUAUUGAUUUACUAAAGGUUACAGUGGACCAGGCCUUACAGAGUGACAAUGGACACUUGGAUCUUUUCCUCCGUUUCCUUCUGGGUCUCUCAGUGGAGUCUAAUCAGAAGCUCAUUCGAGGUCUACUGACACACACAGGAAGCAGCUCUGACUGCCGAAAGGACAUAGUUAAAUACAUCAAGUUCAAGUUUGAUCAAAAUCCAUCUCCAGAGAGAUCAAUCAAUCUGUUCUACUGUCUGAACGAGUUAAAUGAUGAUUCACUGGUGAAAGAGAUCCAAAGCUACAUGAACUCAGGUCGUCUCUCUGAAGCUGAACUCUCACCUGCUCAGUGGUCUGCUCUGGUCUUUGUGUUGCUGACCUCAGAGGAGGAUCUGGAAGUGUUUGACCUACAGAAGUUUAUAAGAUCAGAUGAAUGCUUUAAGAGACUGUUACCAGUCGUCCAGGAAGCUACAACAGUUCUUCUCAGUGAGUGUAACCUGACAGAGAGAAGCUGCUCGGCUUUACACACAGUUCUCAGCUCAGAAUCCUCCAAGCUGACUGAGGUGGAUCUGAGCAGUAAUCCUCUGGAGGACUCAGGAGUGAAGCUGCUUUGUGCUGGACUGAAGAGUCCAAACUGUAAACUGGAGAAACUCAGGGUAAAUAACAGCAGGAUGACAAAUGAAGGUUGUGCUGCUCUGGGAUCAGCUCUGGGUUUAAACCCCUCACACCUGAGAGAACUGGAGCUGAGUGGGAAUAAACUGGGAGGAUCAGGAAUGAAGGAGCUCUGUGGUGUGCUGAAGAAUCAACAAUUCAAACUGCUGAAACUGGGGUUGUGUAAGUGCAGUCUCUCUGAAGAUGCCUGUACUGCUGUUGUAUCAGCUCUGAGAACAAACCCCUCACACCUCAAGGAGCUGGACCUGAGUCACAAUACAAUUGGAGACACAGGAAUGAAGCAGAUCUCUGAUCUACUGCAGAACUCAAACUGCACUCUGGAGACACUGAGACUAAAUAACUGUAGUCUCACACAAACACAAUGUGGUGAUCUGGCUAAAGCUCUGGAAUCAAACUCCUCAUCAUCUCUGAAAGAGCUGGAUCUCAGAGGAAACUCCAGUGUCUCAGACUGGAACAUUUUUAGAUAUUUUCUAGAGAAUUCAGACUCUGGAUUGAUUGUGAGAAUUUUGAGUCCUGAAGCAGAAAAGGCCUGUGAUUAUCUGACUAAAGUUCUGGGUACAAACCCCUUACUGCAGAGAGAACUGGAUCUGAGUGGGAAAAUAUCUGGAGACUCAGGAGUGAAGCAGCUCUCUGUUCUACUGAAGGAUCCACAGUGUAGAACUGAGAAACUCAGGCUGAAUAAGAGCAGUAUUACACACAGAGGCUGUACUGAUCUGAUAUCAGCUCUUACUUCAAACCCUUCACACCUGACAGAACUGGACCUGAGUGAGAACACACUGGGAAAUUCAGGAGGGAUUCAGAUCUCUACUCUACUAAAGAAUUCAUCCUGUAAACUCCAGAAGCUUCUACUUUCAGACUGUAAUAUAACAGAGGAAGGAUACACUGCUCUGAUUAAAGCUCUGAAGUCAGACCACUCAUCACUCCUGACAGAGCUGGACCUCAGAGGGAAUGAUCCUGGAGCAUCUGGACUGAAGGAGCUUAGGAAUCUGAUGAAUGAUAAAAAAUGUAAACUGAAGACACUGAGGGUGUUGAAAAGUCCUGAUGCACAGAAAGCUUCUGAUCAUCUGACUGAAGUUCUGGGUAUAAACCCGAUACUGCAGACGGAUCUGAAUCUGAGUGGGAAAAUAAAAGGAGACUCAGGAGUAGAGCAGCUCUCUGUUUUACUGAAGGAUCUACUGAAGGAUCCACACUGCAGACCUGAAACACUUCAGCUCAGUGAGUGUAAUCUGACAGAGAAAGGAUGUUCAGCUCUGCUCACAGCUCUCAGAUCAGAACACUCCACCCUGAAGGAGCUGAAUCUGAGUAAGAACAGGAUUCAGGAUUCAGGAGUGAAGCUGCUCUCUGAGGAACUGAAGAAUAAACUCUGUAAACUGGACACUCUGAGACUAAUGGACAAUAAUAUCAGAGAGGAAGGAUACACUGCUCUGGCUGAAGCUCUGAAAUCAUCUCACCUGAUAGAGCUGGAUCUCAGAGGGAACGACCCUGGAGCAUCAGGAGUGAAGCUGCUCACUGAUUUACUACAGGAUCCAAAAUGUAAACUAAAGACACUGAAGUGAGUUAGAUACAAUACAUGGUCAAAGGUUUGUGGACCCCUGAUCAUCACACCCAUAGGUGUUUCUUCCCUAAACUGUUACCAUGAAGUCAGAAGCACACAGCUGAUUUUGUACACCGUAACAUUCAAUUUCCCUUCACUGGAACUAAGAGUCCAAACCCUGUUCCAGCAUGACAAUGUCCCUGUGCACAAAGCAGCUCCAUGGAGACUUGGUGUUCAUGUUUGAGUAGAAGAACUUGUGUCCUGUACAGAGCCCUGACCUCAACUCCACUGAACACUGACUGCACCCCAGACCUCCUCACCCAACAUCAAUGUCUGAUCUCACUAAUGCUCUUGUAGCUGAAAGAACACAAAUCCACACAGCCACAAUCUUACAACCAGUACAGGGGUCGGCAACCCACAGCUCUUUCAUCCGUCUGGAGCCCCCUGUAGCUUUAAAAAAAAGAAAGAAAGGAAACAAAUAAAGGCUUUUUUAUUUGUUUUUUUUUCCCAAUGGAAUACAUUUUAUUUCCAAAUUGUGGUACUUUUGUUACAUUAAAAUAAAGUGUUUUGAUAUUUCUUUGCUCAAAAUAUGUGUCACUUGCUACAUGCAUUACCGGUGAUGGGUAACAGGAAGCAACCAUUGUGCUGCUACCGUUAAAAGGCCGAACACGGAGGGGGGGUUUCUGUGAGGCCGUGGUGGAUAAACACUAUCCACAUGGUGUCAGUGGCUACUGAUCGGCCACAGAGUAUGACAGGAAGACAUGAAGAUGAUGGUGUUUGCCAGAGAUUUACAAAGAGGUACCUUUUCUCAAUUCCACUCUUUGACAGAGUUAAAAAAAGCACACAAUCAAAUAAAUUAUGACUAUUUACACUGUGCAAUCAUAACAACGCAAACUGCAUUUGGGGAAAGAUUCUGUGAGUUCAGUGAAGAAAAAACACAUUAUCAUUCCUUUUAAUAUCCUGAACAUCGAUCCAUCCCUAUUGAACAUGGCUGCAUUCACAGGCGUAAGUCAACCGUAUCUUGAAACUGAACUGCCUGACAUAGCCAAUAAAUAUGUAUGGUAAAAGCCUGACAGCUAAUCUAAAAGAAGUAGUCCAUCAGAAGGCCACUCUUGCUCAGAAUCACAAAUGGAGCGAUACUGAAAACCAAAACCCGACAAACUUGUGUUUGAAAUAUGGAAUGCCGUUCCUGACACUUAUAUUAACAUGAAAUAUUAUGCAUUUGGAGUACUGUCUAUCUUUGGAUCCACAUAUUUAUGCAAGCAGCCUUUUUCCAGUAUGAACUACAUAAAAAGCAAACAUUGUUCACGCCUCAUGGAUGACUGCUUGUUAUCCUGUAUGAAGAUCAACGUCAUCUCUUACAACCCUGAAAUAGAUAAGCUCUGCAGUGAUGUUCAGGAACAGAAAUCACAUUAAUAAUUAGCUAUCAUUCAAUAUGCUGUUAUUUAGCAAAUAUAUACUGGAAUAAUUAAACAAACUGGCCAAUUAUUAUAUUUGCUCUUUUUAAUACGCUGCUACCAUAUGUUUAUUUUUUUUUUCAAAGUGGGCUGCUUUUUAUAUCAUUUAUUUUCCACAAAUAAGGGAAGGACUUAAACACC
Molecule: messenger RNA, 5917 nt
Organism: Hemibagrus wyckioides
Lineage: Eukaryota; Metazoa; Chordata; Actinopteri; Siluriformes; Bagridae
Product: NACHT, LRR and PYD domains-containing protein 12-like
Exons: 18
Coding region: 154-4341 (1395 amino acids)
Molecular function (GO): protein binding
Source: RefSeq, a predicted model, not a curated record